CAUGCCAAAAAAGUGUGGGCACCCCUCCCUUAGACUUACCUGAAGAUAUUAAAACCUUCACCUGUUAACAUGUAAAAGAAUAAAAAUAAAAAAAUCACAUAUUUACUUUCUUCUGUGGUUAGAAGCAUAUUUUAACAUCUGCUUAAUUGGUAGAUACAUUUUGUUUUCAGAUGAAACUAGUAUUUUUUUCUCGACAAAAUUUUACACGUCAGUUUGUGAAUAUAUUUUGUUUUCAGAGGCUAUACUGUUACUUUACAAAACAGGUAUGUGUCAAGGUUGAUCUUUUGGAGCUUGUCGUCUCAAAAGUAGCAUGCCAAAAAAGUGUGGCCACCCCUGCUCUAAAAUAAUACAGGUUAUGUCUUCUAUUGUGAGCUCUGAGUUCAGCCAGCAGGCUGUUGCAGGUGGACAGAGAUGCAUUAUUGAAGCUUUUGUGUUGAUGCUGUAUUGUUGGACUGGCCAUUGAUUGUCAGUGGGGGGCUGGGUUUUGCAGGGGGGGUUGAGCUUGAAUUGUGUGUGCUGACACUGAGCUUCUGGGAUGACAUUCAUUGGGAUGAGUGGUGUGAACAGAACACAGAGAGGAUAAGCAACAAAGAGAAAAACUGAAAUUGCUACAAAGACACAGUACUGGCAACGAGCAGAAACGGACUGACAUGGAACCAGGAAGAAUGAGACAAACUUGGGAAUAUCAGUAACAGGAUAGCGUGAGGGAACUUCCUUGAACAUGGACUAACCUGGAAGUCAUUACAAACGCAGGCAAACAUAGAGUGGACCAACAUCACCAUGCAGGAGUCUCCAGGUGCCGUGGGUGUAGAUGGCAGCUAUUCCAGCAAUGUUCCUGCCUUUCUCACCAAGCUCUGGACACUGGUUGAAGAUCCGGACACCAACCACCUGAUCUGCUGGAGUGCUACCGGAACCAGUUUCCAUGUGUUUGACCAGGGACGCUUUGCCAAAGAAGUUCUGCCAAAAUACUUCAAACAUAACAACAUGGCAAGCUUUGUUCGACAGCUCAACAUGUAUGGUUUUCGUAAGGUGGUGAACAUUGAGCAGAGUGGUCUGGUGAAGCCAGAGAGAGAUGAUACAGAGUUCCAGCAUCUGUACUUCCUCCAGGGCCAUGAACAUAUGCUGGAGCACAUCAAGAGAAAGGUAUCCAUUGUGAAGAGCGAAGAGACCAAAGUUCGUCAGGAGGACCUCAGUAAACUGCUUUAUGAAGUCCAGCUGCUUAGAACACAGCAGGACAACAUGGAGUUUCAGAUGCAGGACAUGAAGCAGCAGAACGAGGUUCUGUGGAGAGAGGUGGUGUCACUGAGACAGAACCACACACAGCAACAGAAAGUCAUGAACAAGCUGAUUCAGUAUCUGUUCAGUCAAAUGCAACCCAACUCACCCAGUAAUGUGAGCCUGAAGAGAAAGCUGCCUCUAAUGUUGGACGAUGGCCCCCCUAGCCCCUCUGCAUCAAAGUUCAGCCAUGCUCACCAGAUGGAGUCCAUGCACGAGUCCUUCUACAUUCAGUCUCCAUCUAGUGACACAGCUUCCUGCUCAGGGAGCGUGCUGACAGGAGGGCCGAUUAUAUCAGACGUAACCGACCUUUCUCAGACUGGAAUGGCCCUGCAGAUGCAGCCUGAUGAGAGCAGAGAAAAUUGCAUGGUGCUCAUCAAAGAGGAGCCUGCGAGUCCAGGCAUGAGACCAGGUGGGAAGCGAGACAGCAUGGGAGGGGGAGAAGAGGUCAUGUCACUGACCUCCACUUGUGAGGUGUGCUCCGAACCUCCUGUUCUCCCCGUGGCAAUGGUACAGUCUGUUCUGGAGGGAAGGAGUUCAAUGAUGGAGAGGAGGAGCAAGAGACUUGCCCUCGAAAGAGCCGAGGUUCCAGAUAGUGCGGAGAAUGUGGACAUGAGCCUGGAGGAGCUGCAGCAGCUGCUGCUCAGGAACCACCACCAGGGGGCAGUGGAGUCUGGCACUGUCAUGGACCCCUUCAGUUUAAAUCUGCCUCUGACUGAAUGGAACUUCUCAGAGAUGGAAUCCAACCUGAAAUCUUACAUGUUCCAGAACCAGGAGGCAGAAGCGUUUCCAGCUUCUAACUGCGAGGAGCAGUGACUCUGUGCCAUGAAGAUUAAGACCACAGAUGCUGCCGUUACGCUCUUUCUUCCAUUCUGAAUGACUUUGACACUUCACAUGUCAAAUUGUCUCCAAAAAAAACAACAAACGAUGACGUUUGGUUGCACAUCAACACGAUGGGACACCACUGCGAGCCCAGCCGCAUGCAGAAGGUCCACUCUCGGCUCGUGCAAUUUAGUCUUUGUGUGAGAAAGAGUUGAUGCUUGUAGAAGUGACUUUUACUUCCUUUAAAGAAAUUUCACUAAUGUGUAACAAAAACAAGCUAGGUUUUUUUUAUUAUUUUAGCUUUUGUAUUACAGAACAACUUUAAGUGAAAUAACUGGACAAUGCAGUUUAAAUAACACAUUUUCAAUUAAAUAUCAAAAGAAGGAAAUUGUUUCAGAACAUCACAGGCACAUUAGACUUUGUGAUAGAAGCGGUUCCUGGUAAACAGUUGGAGAAAAAGCUCAGAUUUCUAUUUUCAUUGAUGUUUACCACACUUAAACAUUCAUUUCAUGUUUCUUUGCACAGAUUUGACAUGUAGCAGGAUGUUCAGUGCCUUCUCUUUUGUCAAUUUAAAUGUAAAGUUGUAGGGGAAUACAAACUCACUUUCAUUUUACAAACACAUGAACACUACUGCACUUUUGCACGAUUUCUAGGAUUAGUUAGACAUAUAACAGGCCAAUUUUUAUAGAAAAACAACAAAUAGUCAAUUCACGUGGCGGACUGAAAUGUUUUUCUUUUUUAGCUUCAUUUUAAUAUUUACGUUCCUGAAGCUACCGAGAGGCAUUCAUGACUUAAAAUGCAACACAACCACCUUUAAUGAAUACACACAUGAAUACAUGAAAGAAAACAUCUAAUACUCGAAUGUCUUUAUAUGCCGGACAUACAUGCAUGGAGUGGUUACUUGAGCUUUAAACCUGUGAUAUAGUUGUGACUAUUGAUUUCAGUAAUGUGUAUAAACUUUAUUUAUACAAGGAAUUGCUAACUGCCAUUUAAGUCAAAUGUGAACGCUCAGCACUGGUUGCAGGCAACAGUUUCACUAGGGCAACUUCUUGGAAAAGCCGCCUGACGAUAAGUUGUGCAAUAUUGUACCGAACUGUGAGGAAACGGCAAUACACCGAUGACCGUAGGAAUGUAGGAAGCAGCAGCUGUGUAAGGUUAAUGGGGUUCAAUUCCAACGUAAUGUUAGCCUGUUGAUUUGUGAGGGGUUUCUACUACCACGGUAACCAAACAGAAAACAGCUUUUUUGGAAAGGGAUAAAGCCUUGGUCAUAUGCACCCAAAUGGGGGUUGACCCCUACUGGUCCUGCUGAUUUUUGGGUUAUCCGGGCCCUUGGCGGGUUAUACAAAGGAGGGGUUGCAUCUUAAUGGGAGUGUAGGUGUAUCCCUUAAAAUUUCCCUUAAAACUUGUGCACCCACCUUAAGGGACAGCACAAAAAUGGAACGUAGGAUUGUCGUGUCUAUGCAAAGUGUAUUAGGAAGUAUUUGUAAGGCAAAUGUAUGUUGUACGCACUCAUGACGUACAAGCAAUGCUGUCCUAUGGUGUCCUUACAUCAAACUCUAGUCAUUGAUAAAGUGCUAGCACUGGCUCGUUACUGACCACGUGCAAAUGCUGCACCCAUGGGGUGUGUCCGUAAACCUAAGUGUCCGUAAGCAUUUCUUAAUCACGCACUUAUGACGUGAACAGCCCUAACUUACCCCUUGCACAGUGUGCAGGAUUUGAGGGGUUGACAAGAUGGGCAAUCUAUGAUGUGCCUGCGAAUCAACUACUUCACUUACCCUUGCAUGUUGUGUAAGUGUUCGUAAUGACCUGUUUCCCGUACUAUUCCCGUCGAAAAGAAAUGUGCCUGAACAUUUUCACUCUACAGGUUUAUCAAGCGAUCAACGGCCUCUCUGCUUGUGGGCCACCCUAUGGCCAACACAGGUUUGCCAAUUUUUCGUCCGGAGACAGCCGGUAUCCACCAUGAAGGGCAGUUGUGACCAAGGCUUGAGAUUAUGUACGUUUUCAUACUGUAGCUCAUUAACUACUGGAAGUGUAGUAAAGACAGAUCUGAAUCCUUUUGUAACAGGCCACCUAGUAGUACUUUAGUAACUUGCAUCAAUUGAGGCUGCAAAAUUUUGCUUCUAUGAUAAAAUGAAACCGAAUCAUACUGUUGAAAAACUACGUUUCUACCACUUUAGCUGAUUUUCUUAAUGUUUUUAAAGAGGGAAAAACAGAUGUAUCCAACAGAAGGAGCUCCAAAUGAACAGACUUCUCAUGGUUUACAGGCCAACAUUUAUGUGAUAGACCCUCCAUCUCUGUUGAAACAAAAUAAAACGGUGAUCUGUGGUGUAUGAAAAAUGAAAUUGCACUAAAAAAAAUAAGGUUGUAGUAAAUCCGAUUUUAGAUAUAGAAUUUAUUUCUGUUCCUCACCAUGAGUGUUAAAGAUUUUUUUGGAGGAGUGAUGAAUACACACAUUCAACUGCUGUUGUGUUCCAAUUUAAUCUGUUUUUCCAUUUGAAUAUUUUGCACUGAAAUGAAUGGAUGUGUGUUGAAAUUAAUUUUGCUCGUCGGGUUUGCAGAUAGUUCAGGAGAUAUUUUUGUUGAAGGAGUGAAAGGAUCUUUGCUUUAGUGAAGCCUGGCAUCACAAAAGCACACAGAGAACAGUUAGUGUGAAAUCCACAUAGAAAACAAGCUCUAUGAGCUUUGUAACAAACAAAACUAAGGAAAUAAAUAAUCCUUUAUCGGUAAAGACUGAAAUUUGGGUGCUAUGGAAAAUGGGCUGUAAUUUGCUGAACAUGUCAUUUUAUUUUCUUCCUUUUUAAGACUAAAGUGUUGUUACGGAGAGUCAAAGACACUUAGCAUGUAAUCAUCUGUUUAUGAAAUAUUCAACUGGUUAAUGCAAAUAAAAAAUAAAACCAGAUUCUUGAUUGUUUCUUUCAAAGAUUAUUUUUGAAGGCGUUUGUUGAUCUUGAAAGUUGGCUAAUGAU
Molecule: messenger RNA, 5063 nt
Organism: Oryzias latipes (Japanese medaka)
Lineage: Eukaryota; Metazoa; Chordata; Actinopteri; Beloniformes; Adrianichthyidae
Gene: hsf4
Product: heat shock transcription factor 4
Biological process (GO): regulation of DNA-templated transcription
Molecular function (GO): DNA-binding transcription factor activity; sequence-specific DNA binding
Source: RefSeq, a predicted model, not a curated record